UUACUUCUUGGGAGCCUUCUCGGUCUUCUUGGGCAGAAGCACAGCCUGGAUGUUGGGCAGCACACCGCCCUGAGCGAUGGUCACUCCUCCCAGCAGCUUGUUGAGCUCCUCGUCGUUGCGGACAGCCAGCUGCAGGUGACGGGGGAUGAUACGGGUCUUCUUGUUGUCGCGGGCAGCGUUUCCAGCCAGCUCCAGGAUCUCAGCAGUCAGGUACUCAAGCACAGCCGCCAGGUAGACGGGAGCUCCGGCACCGACGCGCUGGGCAUAGUUACCCUUCCUUAGAUGUCUGUGGACACGGCCGACGGGGAACUGGAGCCCGGCACGGGAGGAGCGGGUCUUAGCCUUUGCUCUGGACUUACCACCGGUUUUGCCUCUUCCACUCAUUUUGAGAUGUGUUUACAAGCUUGGUACACGAGAAUGUGAUGACCAACGAAAGCAAUGUUGCUUUAUAUAUCAGCGAUCAGGUGACGUCACACUCUGGAUUUAGGCGGGCUUUUAAAAAAACAUAAUCCACCAAUAGGCAGCGGAGAUUCAGGUGGGUGGGUUGCACCUCUAGGCGGUGCUGAGCGCAAGAAGGAAAACUCACCAAUCAGGAGCCAGAGGUCUGAAGCAGCGUCACUAUUUCACAAGCCUUUCUAAAGCUUAUAAGAGCCGCAUGACUUAUGUUUUCACCACAUUUUCUCCAUAUUAGAGAAAGACUCAACAGCCAUGGCAAGAACCAAGCAGACCGCACGUAAAUCCACCGGAGGCAAAGCCCCAAGGAAGCAGCUGGCCACCAAGGCUGCUCGUAAGAGUGCCCCGGCCACCGGCGGUGUGAAGAAGCCUCACCGUUACAGGCCCGGUACCGUGGCUCUGAGAGAGAUCCGUCGCUACCAGAAAUCCACGGAGCUGCUGAUCCGCAAGCUGCCCUUCCAGCGCCUGGUGAGAGAAAUCGCUCAGGACUUCAAGACCGACCUGCGCUUCCAGAGCUCCGCUGUCAUGGCUCUGCAGGAGUCCAGCGAGGCUUACCUGGUCGGCCUGUUCGAGGACACCAACCUGUGCGCCAUCCACGCCAAGAGGGUCACCAUCAUGCCCAAGGACAUCCAGCUGGCUCGCCGCAUCCGCGGAGAGAGGGCUUAAACAGAAUCGAGAUCAGACCAUAAUAACACAAAGGCUCUUUUAAGAGCCACCUCACUUUUCAAUGAACAGCUUAUUCCCAAACUUCAACAAAUGAUUGACAAACAGAUGCUCAUCUAUUUUUAAGCUCUUGUUUAUUCUAAAUUCUCAAUUACCUUCCAGCUUGAUUCUUGUAUACAUUUGAAAUUUUGAAUAACACAGUUAAGUCCACUGUUUUAUAUUGUGUUAAAGAUUAAUAUACUUUUACUUGAGCGUAAUAUCUAAAUAAAGGGACAUAUACUUCACAAUUAUUUACAAAACAUAAAUACAGAUGCAUAUAUUAAUUACAUAGAAUAAAUACAUUGUAAUGUUAAGGGGUAGAUUUGUCAGUUCUUCCUCCCAAUCCAAACAACUUUAAAUAAGUUAUGAGGUAAUAUCUCGACUGCCGUACUGAUGAAUAUGAGCCUUAGCCUAGAAUUCUGUGAUGAAUCAUGGAAAAAUAAAUGAAAACCAAGCUUCUUGAAUAUGUUGCGAAAUCCAUUAGAAAUCUAUACAAGGAUUGUGAGAUCUUAUCUCCCCAUCCAAUCAACUUUCAUAACAAAGCUCUUAAGUUAACAAGUGCUGUUUUCAUUCAUAAGUAUUUACUUUAAUUGUGUUGUAUGUUUAUGUUUAUUAUAAGUUAAUAAAAAAGACAUAACUUGGGCUUCUCGUCUGUCUGCAGCUAAGGACCACAGUUAUAAGGGAAUACUCUUUAAAGGAUGAGCCUCCGGCAGCCAGAGCCUUCUUAACGGCGGCUAGAGACAUGCCGCUUCGCUCCUUGGAGUCGGCCACAGCUUUGGUGAUGAGAUCCCGGACGCCGGGACCAGCCUUCUUCGGCUUGGACACCUUCUUCUUGACGGCUUUGGCCGGUGCGACGGCUGGAGGUACUUCUGCCAUUUUCUGUUGGAUUUUCUUCCUGCUCUCACUAACACGAGACACUGACUGAACUGGUGAAGAGAGCUGCGCAGGGGGCUGGACUUAAACACACCAUGAGAACCGUGAAGACUCAACUAAGCCAGGGGUUCCUCUCUGCAGUCUGAAAACUUUGCAACUUGUGUUUUCUCUUCAUAGAUAAUACACUCUAAACUAAAUGUGGAAAACGUGCAGAAGUCUGGCAGUCAAUGGAGCUGAUAGCAGACAUGUGUCUCUUCAUAUUAAAGUCAUUUAGAGGUCUGAGGCUCUCUGAAUUAUGUUUGUGUAGCCUCAAAACCUCACAAAUACUCCACCGUGACAAGCACUGCACAGCGGCUUUUCCGUCUCGUUUCGUUUUAUUAAUUAUUUAAAAUGCAUUAGAGAAUCAUCAGAAAAUGUUUUCCAACCGACCAAAGGGUUUAUUCAGCAAAUCCGUGUAAAAACAGACAUUUGCCUCUGAUGAAAUUCUAAUAAAAGGACGUUUUCUGCUGUCAGCAAACACACCGUUUGCUUGUUGCGCAGUUCAGCCUGCUCGCUAAGUCCACUCA
Messenger RNA from Eleginops maclovinus (Patagonian blennie), 2594 nucleotides. RefSeq names its product histone H3. Lineage: Eukaryota; Metazoa; Chordata; Actinopteri; Perciformes; Eleginopidae. Gene Ontology annotation, cellular component: nucleosome. Gene Ontology annotation, molecular function: protein heterodimerization activity; structural constituent of chromatin; DNA binding. The coding region runs from base 709 to 1119 and encodes 136 amino acids. The transcript is spliced from 2 exons. The record is from RefSeq and is a predicted model, not a curated record.